GUCCUCGCGCGAGCGGGACACUGUGGUGGAUGCGAUUCCCCUCGCCUCCAGCCGCCAGGAGCUCCCCGGCGCCGCGGGCAGCGUCCUCCUCCGAAGCAGCUGCACCUGCACCUGGGCAGCCUGGACCCUCGCGCCUUGUCCCCCGGACCUCGCGCGGGGGGCGCCCCGGGACACCCCCUGCGGGCCGGGUGGAGGAGGAAGAGGAGGAGGAGGAAGAAGACGUGGACCGGGACCCCCGUCCUACCCAGAACACCUGCCUGCGCUGCCGCCACUUCUCUUUGAGGGAGAGGAGAAGAGAGCCGGGGAGAACCAUGGGGGGCUGCGAAGUCCGGGAAUUUCUUUUGCAAUUUGGUUUCUUCUUGCCUCUGCUGACAGCGUGGCCAGGCGACUGCAGUCACGUCUCCAACAACCAAGUUGUGUUGCUUGAUACAACCACUGUGCUGGGAGAGCUAGGAUGGAAGACAUACCCACUCAAUGGGUGGGAUGCCAUCACUGAAAUGGAUGAACAUAAUAGGCCCAUUCACACGUACCAGGUAUGUAAUGUAAUGGAACCAAACCAAAACAACUGGCUUCGUACAAACUGGAUCUCCCGUGAUGCAGCUCAGAAAAUUUAUGUGGAAAUGAAAUUCACACUGAGGGAUUGUAACAGCAUCCCAUGGGUCUUGGGGACUUGCAAAGAAACAUUUAAUCUGUUUUAUAUGGAAUCAGAUGAGUCCCAUGGAAUUAAAUUCAAGCCAAACCAGUACACAAAGAUCGACACAAUUGCUGCUGAUGAGAGUUUUACCCAGAUGGAUUUGGGUGAUCGCAUCCUGAAACUCAACACUGAAAUUCGUGAGGUGGGGCCUGUAGAAAGGAAAGGAUUUUAUCUGGCUUUUCAAGACAUUGGGGCGUGCAUUGCCCUCGUUUCAGUCCGUGUUUUCUACAAGAAGUGUCCCUUCACUGUUCGUAACUUGGCCAUGUUUCCUGAUACCAUCCCAAGGGUUGAUUCCUCCUCUUUGGUUGAAGUACGGGGUUCUUGUGUGAAGAGUGCUGAAGAGCGAGACACUCCUAAACUGUAUUGUGGAGCUGAUGGAGAUUGGCUGGUUCCUCUUGGAAGAUGCAUCUGCAGUACAGGAUUUGAAGAAAUUGAGGGUUCCUGCCAUGCUUGCAGACCAGGAUUCUAUAAAGCUUUUGCUGGGAACACAAAAUGUUCUAAAUGCCCUCCACAUAGUUUAACAUACAUGGAAGCAACUUCUGUCUGUCAGUGUGAAAAGGGUUAUUUCCGAGCUGAAAAAGACCCACCUUCUAUGGCAUGUACCAGGCCACCUUCAGCUCCUAGGAAUGUGGUUUUUAACAUCAAUGAAACAGCCCUUAUUUUGGAAUGGAGCCCACCAAGUGACACAGGAGGGAGAAAAGAUCUCACAUACAGUGUAAUCUGUAAGAAAUGUGGCUUAGACACCAGCCAGUGUGAGGACUGUGGUGGAGGACUCCGCUUCAUCCCAAGACAUACAGGCCUGAUCAACAAUUCCGUGAUAGUACUUGACUUUGUGUCUCACGUGAAUUACACCUUUGAAAUAGAAGCAAUGAAUGGAGUUUCUGAGUUGAGUUUUUCUCCCAAGCCAUUCACAGCGAUUACAGUGACCACGGAUCAAGAUGCACCUUCCCUGAUAGGUGUGGUAAGGAAGGACUGGGCAUCCCAAAAUAGCAUUGCUCUAUCAUGGCAAGCACCUGCUUUUUCCAAUGGAGCCAUUCUGGACUACGAGAUCAAGUACUAUGAGAAAGAACAUGAGCAGCUGACCUACUCUUCCACAAGGUCCAAGGCCCCCAGCGUCAUCAUCACGGGGCUUAAGCCAGCCACCAAGUACGUAUUUCACAUCCGCGUGAGAACCGCGACGGGAUACAGUGGCUACAGUCAGAAAUUUGAAUUUGAAACAGGAGAUGAAACUUCUGACAUGGCCGCAGAACAAGGACAGAUUCUCGUGAUAGCCACCGCGGCUGUUGGCGGCUUCACUCUCCUCGUCAUCCUCACUUUAUUCUUCUUGAUCACUGGGAGAUGUCAAUGGUACAUAAAAGCCAAGAUGAAGUCAGAAGAGAAGAGAAGAAACCACUUACAGAAUGGGCAUUUGCGCUUCCCGGGAAUUAAAACUUAUAUUGAUCCAGAUACAUAUGAAGACCCAUCCCUAGCAGUCCAUGAAUUUGCAAAGGAGAUUGAUCCCUCAAGAAUUCGCAUUGAGAGAGUCAUUGGGGCAGGUGAAUUUGGAGAAGUCUGUAGUGGGCGUUUGAAGACACCAGGGAAAAGAGAGAUCCCAGUUGCCAUUAAAACUUUGAAAGGCGGCCACAUGGAUCGGCAAAGAAGGGAUUUUCUAAGAGAAGCUAGUAUCAUGGGCCAGUUUGACCAUCCAAAUAUCAUUCGCCUGGAAGGUGUUGUCACAAAAAGAUCCUUCCCGGCCAUUGGGGUGGAGGCGCUUUGCCCCAGCUUCCUGAGGGCAGGGUUUUUAAAUAGCAUCCAGGCCCCGCAUCCAGUGCCAGGGGGAGGAUCUUUGCCCCCCAGGAUUCCUGCUGGCAGACCAGUAAUGAUUGUGGUGGAAUAUAUGGAGAAUGGAUCCCUAGACUCCUUUUUGCGGAAGCAUGAUGGCCACUUCACGGUCAUCCAGUUGGUUGGAAUGCUCCGAGGCAUCGCAUCGGGCAUGAAGUAUCUUUCUGAUAUGGGUUAUGUUCAUCGAGACCUAGCGGCUCGGAAUAUAUUGGUCAAUAGCAACUUGGUAUGCAAAGUUUCUGAUUUUGGUCUCUCCAGAGUGCUGGAAGAUGAUCCAGAAGCUGCUUAUACGACAACCGGUGGAAAAAUCCCCAUAAGGUGGACAGCUCCAGAAGCCAUCGCCUACAGAAAAUUCUCCUCAGCAAGUGAUGCGUGGAGCUAUGGCAUUGUCAUGUGGGAGGUCAUGUCCUAUGGAGAGAGGCCUUACUGGGAAAUGUCUAACCAAGAUGUCAUUCUGUCCAUUGAAGAAGGGUACAGACUUCCAGCUCCCAUGGGCUGUCCAGCAUCUCUACACCAACUGAUGCUCCAUUGCUGGCAGAAGGAGAGAAAUCACAGACCAAAAUUUACUGACAUUGUCAGCUUCCUUGACAAACUGAUCCGAAAUCCCAGUGCCCUUCACACCCUGGUGGAGGACAUCCUUGUAAUGCCAGAGUCCCCUGGUGAAGUUACCGAAUAUCCUUUGUUUGUCACGGUUGGUGACUGGCUAGAUUCUAUAAAGAUGGGGCAAUACAAGAAUAACUUCAUGGCAGCAGGAUUUACAACUUUUGACCUGAUUUCAAGAAUGAGCAUUGAUGACAUUAGAAGAAUUGGAGUCAUACUCAUUGGACACCAGAGACGCAUAGUCAGCAGUAUACAGACUUUACGUUUACACAUGAUGCACAUACAGGAGAAGGGAUUUCAUGUAUGA
Molecule: messenger RNA, 3422 nt
Organism: Saimiri boliviensis boliviensis (Bolivian squirrel monkey)
Lineage: Eukaryota; Metazoa; Chordata; Mammalia; Primates; Cebidae
Gene: EPHA6
Product: EPH receptor A6
Biological process (GO): ephrin receptor signaling pathway; protein phosphorylation; axon guidance
Cellular component (GO): dendrite; plasma membrane
Molecular function (GO): protein binding; ATP binding; transmembrane-ephrin receptor activity
Source: RefSeq, a predicted model, not a curated record